Molecule: messenger RNA, 1112 nt
Organism: Python bivittatus (Burmese python)
Lineage: Eukaryota; Metazoa; Chordata; Lepidosauria; Squamata; Pythonidae
Gene: ICOS
Product: inducible T cell costimulator
Biological process (GO): T cell tolerance induction; T cell costimulation; cell-cell adhesion
Source: RefSeq, a predicted model, not a curated record
UGCUGACUUACUGGUAUUUCUACAUGUGAGAUUUAAACAAAGAACAGAGUACUUUUAACAAAAACAGUGAUCUUCUCUUUAUGACUGAGAAUCUAAAAAAAGAGAAGUACUGUCUUUUCUUCAGGAUAAAACUUUGUUCUUUGACAAUACAAAACAUUAAUCUGAGCACCUAGGUUCAUGAAUAUGAAACUAGGCAUUGCGGCUUUCUGCUUGUUGUGUUGCUGUUUUGAAGCCUUGCAUGGUAUUGACCGGUGUUCAUCCUGUACAGCUUCCUGCACAGAGAAUGAUACUCAGCUCUCAGAUGAAUUUCCAAGAGAAAUCUUUACCUUGAAUUGUCCUUUUCCCAGCACCGUGAAAGGUUUCCGCAUGAAACUGUUUAAGGGGCAGAGCUAUCAAGAAGUCUGUUCUGUUUAUAUAGACAAUGGAAAGAACAAUUCUAAAAGAACAAAUGAAUUCUGUGAACCAGUCCUUUCAGAUGAAAAAGUAUCUUUCACUGUCAGCAAAUUAAAAAGCAAGGAUAGUGAUACUUACAUCUGCUGCCUAGAAGUUCUUACUCCAGUCUAUCGUUGUUGCAAAGCGAAUGAAAAGCACCUCUAUGUUCAAGAUUCAGAAGCAUCUUGCUGGUUAUCGGAACUCACAUCAUGGAUACUUAUUGGACUGACGGUUUUUUUCUUUCUUGCCUGCAUCUUUUCUUCAAUAAGCUGCUGUUUUAGAAGUAAGGUUUGCCAACGUGCCAACACUGAAUACAUGGCCAUGGCAGCGGUGAAACCUAGAGAAAAAAUGCAACAUCCAGAAAUAAUACCUAAGGUGGGUUCAGUUGAGCAGUGGGGCCAAACUUGACGUUGGACUUAAUUCACUGUCAAAGGCCUGGUUUACUCUCCUUGUCCUUCUCUUCUGAACAUUGGCUUCAUCAGAAAAGAUCAGAAAACAAGUAACUACCCUGAAUGAUAGCAGAGGAGCAACCCACCACAACACCUCCAUGCCAUCAAGGUUCUUCUCCACUUGUCAAUUUUGCAUCCCUCCAUAGUUCUAGAAACUAGCACUGCCUUGCCCAGUGUUAUUUCUUGUAUGAAUCAAAGGUUCAAGGAUUAAUGGAAAGCUGGAAUAUUGUA